Molecule: messenger RNA, 282 nt
Organism: Monosiga brevicollis MX1
Lineage: Eukaryota; Choanoflagellata; Craspedida; Salpingoecidae
Exons: 3
Coding region: 1-282 (93 amino acids)
Biological process (GO): translation
Cellular component (GO): mitochondrial large ribosomal subunit; ribosome
Molecular function (GO): structural constituent of ribosome
Source: RefSeq, a predicted model, not a curated record
AUGGGCGUGGGUCCUGCCCAGGCCCUCGUCACUGUGCGAGAGGCCUCCAAGAAGGCGGGCGGUUCUUCCAAGAACGGACGCAAGACGGCUGGUCGUCGUCUGGGCCUCAAGCGCUAUGAAGGUCACCAAGUACCCGUGGGCAACAUUCUUGUCCGUCAACGAGGCACCCAGUUCCAUCCCGGUCUCAACGUGGGCAUUGGCCGCGACCACACGCUCUUUGCCCUGGCGCCCGGCUAUGUCAAGUACACGUCCAAGAAGAUGGCUGGCAGUGGCAAAUGGUGA